AUGCAUUCCAUCCUGUCCUCAACAACGCUGGUUUUCGGUGUGCUGGCCACAUCCGUCCUCGCCUCCCCUCAAUAUGGCGACGGCGGAUCAGCGACAACUUCUGCCUCGGCCUCCUCCUCGAGCGCUGGCGUCCACGCGGUGAAGGUGGGCCCAGGCCUAACUUUCACUCCCGAUACUGUGACCGCCGCUGAAGGCGACUGGGUUGAAUUCACAUUCGGCUCCGGUCACUCCGUCGCUCAGUCGACCUUUGAUGCUCCUUGCGUGCCCAUGGACGGCGGCGCUGGCGUUUACUCCGGAUUCCCCAACAAUGGCGAUAUCUGGCGGAUCCAGGUCAACAGCACGGAUCCACUGUGGCUGUACUGCUCAGCAGUUGGCCACUGUGAGGGAGGCAUGGUCAUGGUUGUGAACCCUCCAUCCAGCGGUAAUACCCUCGACGCAUACAAAUCUGCCGCAGCCAAUGCUCAGGCAUCGUCGCCUGAGACUGUCCAGGGCGGUGUCUUCGGCGCCGCCUCAGACGAUUCCAGCAGCUCAAGCAGCAGCGCUUCCAGCACUGCCAGCGCCACGGGAGAUAGUGCCAGUGCGUCGCCGACAGGAAAUGCUGGGACCUCGAAUGUCAUCUCCAAUGGUCUGAUGAUCAUGGGUGCCGUUGCUGCCGGCGCUGCCGCUGUUUUGUAG
Molecule: messenger RNA, 675 nt
Organism: Cladophialophora carrionii CBS 160.54
Lineage: Eukaryota; Fungi; Ascomycota; Eurotiomycetes; Chaetothyriales; Herpotrichiellaceae
Exons: 2
Coding region: 1-675 (224 amino acids)
Source: RefSeq, a predicted model, not a curated record